Candidozyma auris is the source of this 1068-nucleotide messenger RNA. RefSeq names its product adenine deaminase (gene AAH1). The transcript has a single exon. Gene Ontology annotation, biological process: adenine catabolic process; purine ribonucleoside monophosphate biosynthetic process; hypoxanthine salvage. Gene Ontology annotation, cellular component: cytosol; nucleus. Gene Ontology annotation, molecular function: adenine deaminase activity. The record is from RefSeq and is a predicted model, not a curated record. Lineage: Eukaryota; Fungi; Ascomycota; Pichiomycetes; Serinales; Metschnikowiaceae. Bases 1 to 1068 code for a protein of 355 amino acids.
AUGACUAAAUUCCCGUGCUCCGACCACUUUCAUAGUUUCUUGAAGGCCUUGCCUAAAUGCGAGCAUCAUCUUCAUAUUGAGGGCACCUUAGAGCCCGAGUUGCUCUUUGCGUUGGCCAAGAGGAAUACUAUCACCUUGCCUGAAUGGUUUCCUCCCACUGUGGAGGCAUGUAACAAGAGGUACUCUGAAUUUGCCGAUUUGCAAGAUUUUUUGGAUCAUUACUAUGUGGGGAUGAGCGUGCUUAUCCACGAGCAAGAUUUCUACGACUUGGCUCUUGCCUACUUUGAAAGAGCUCAUCGCGACGGGUGUCUCCAUUCCGAGGUGUUCUUUGAUCCCCAGGGCCACGUGGAAAGAGGAAUCAGCGUUGACAACGUGGUUAAUGGACUUAACAGAGCUUGUAAAGAUGCCGCCGCUAAAUUUGGCACCACCUCCUUGUUGACAAUGUGUCUCUUGAGACACUUGCCUGUGUCGCUGGGUCUUGACACCAUCAAAUCUACGGAGAAAUAUUUUGAAAGUGGUGUGAUCUCAGGAUUGGGCUUAGACUCUGCCGAAAAGCCUUUCCCUCCAGAAUUGUUCGAGGAGUGCUAUGGUACGUUGAAGGAGAAGUUCCCCAAGGUCAACUUGACUGCUCACGCUGGCGAGGAAGGUGACCACAGGUACGUCACAAACGCUUUGGAUUUACUAAAGGUGACUCGUAUCGAUCACGGUGUUCAAUCCCAGCAUUCACCCGAAUUGUUGGACAGGUUAGUUUCAAACGACACGAUGUUGACGAUGUGCCCUUUGUCCAAUGUGAAGUUACAAGUGGUCAAGGACGUUGAGGACUUGCCAUACAGAGAGUUUUUUGAUAGGGGAGUCUCCUUUUCCAUCAACUCAGACGACCCUGCUUAUUUCGGAGGCUACAUUUUGGAUAACUAUGUUGCAGUUCAUACCAGAUUUGGCUUCUCACCAAAAGAAUGGUGCACCAUCGUUCUCAAUGGUAUCAAUGGCUCGUGGUGCGACGAGAAGAGAAAGCAAGAGUUGAGGGAGAUUGUAGACGAUGUUUAUUUGAAGUACAAGGAUGUGCUUUAA